GUGAAGCUCGUUUCCAGCAAACCGAAAGCGCGAGGGAACUCGCUGUCCUUGAAGCCAACCGGCAAGCGGAAGCUGCCCGUAGAGCUUUAGAGGAAGCCAACAGCAAUGCCAGGCGCCUUCGCGAAGUGGAAACUUCUGCCCGUCAGAAUGAUGCGAUGCGAUCCCAUGAGGUCGCUGACAUGUCAUCUCGGAUGGAUGAACUGAUGAGGCAGCUUCAUGCCCAGCGCCAGCAGACUGAGGUAUUGAUUCAUCAGAAUAACGCAUUAAGCUCCAGGGUUCGAGAUUUCGAAGCUAGAGAUGCUGCUUUGAAGAUUCAAGAGGGAAUUCCACAAGGGCCUCCACCUGGCAUUCCCGUACACCCCAUUUCCACUCCGAAGCAUGGAGGUGACACUCCUACGGAACAGGCGACGGACGGAAGGCGAACCCCUCCGGAUGGUUCCAGCCCAGGUGGCGGUGGUGGCGGCGGGCCUGAUGGCAACGGCCCCAGUGGAGGCGAUGAUGAUCAUGAUCGUCGCAGUCGGAAGUCCAAGAAGGAUAAGAAGCAUAAGAAGAAGAAGUCGCGCAGGGAACUCGAGGAGAAAGCUACUGAGAACGACGACUCGGUUGAAGAUGAAGUUGGCAGGGACUACAUAAUCAUUGGCGCUUGGAUUUUCAGCGGGAUGACCGGGAUCACAAAUUCUGUUGAUCGUCAUGCUCAGCUGAUCAAGUGCCUGAUCGCCUUCAUGAAGUCAAGAGGGUUGAAAGAUACCUUUACGUCUAUCUGCAUCAACCAUGGUGGCAAUCGCCGUGUGCAUCGAGAUUUGUUGAAUCAUGAUAACUCACUCAAUCACACUCUAGGCGUUGGAAGCUAUCAAGGUGGUUCCGUAUGGGUUGAGCAGAAGGAUGACUUCCCCGUAUUUCGCGGAGAAGGUGUAGCUGGUGGGAAAUCAAAGUGCGUCAAGGUUAAAGGGGCACUUGAAGUCAACGGAAGAGUAUACGACACUCAUGAUCGAAUGUUAUCCUUCCACCCCAAGCUUUGGCAUCAGGCACAGCCUUGGACAGGUGAUCGAUGGACCAUCACUGCAUACACGAUUCGGGAUGUAGAUGGUUUGAGCUGGGAACAGUCAAAGUCGUUAAUGUCGCUUGGGUUUCAGUUGAAUUCAUCAAGACGGUUACCAUUUGUUCCAUCGUUGAUUACCGGCGACAGCGAUGAAGAGCUCACACUUUACGACUUCGUGAAGAAGAAGAAGGCCGAGAAAGAUAAG
Messenger RNA from Symbiodinium sp. CCMP2592, 1244 nucleotides. NCBI's taxonomy places the organism in Eukaryota, Dinophyceae, Suessiales, Symbiodiniaceae. The record is from the annotation of a GenBank genome assembly.